Molecule: messenger RNA, 870 nt
Organism: Chanos chanos (milkfish)
Lineage: Eukaryota; Metazoa; Chordata; Actinopteri; Gonorynchiformes; Chanidae
Gene: sla1b
Product: Src like adaptor 1b
Exons: 7
Coding region: 1-870 (289 amino acids)
Molecular function (GO): protein binding
Source: RefSeq, a predicted model, not a curated record
AUGGGUAAUUCAGUUCCAAGCGAAAAACCUACAGACCUCAGACACACAACUGCUAGUUCUGAUCUCCUGUCUGGAGAGAGUGACAGGGACACAGUUGUAGUGGUGAGUGACUAUCCUCCAGCUGAAGUAUGUGAGCCCAUCUUUAGGGCAGGAGAAUGGCUAAGUCUUGUGUCCGAUGAGGGAUACUGGUGGAAGGUUUACUCUCCAGUUACAAAAGAGGAAAACUACAUACCACACUGCCAUGUCUCCAAGGUUUACCAUGGUUGGCUUUAUGAGAAGAUUGGCAGGCCAAAAGCAGAGGCAUUGCUUCGUCUCCCUGGAAACCGUGUAGGAUCUUUCAUGAUCAGGAAAAAUAACAGAGGCGAAGGGGAAGCUAGUUUAUACACCCUAUCUGUGCGCCACAGGUCUAUAAUGCACUAUCGUAUUUUUCGUCUGCCGAACAACUGGUACUUCAUCUCUCCGCGUCUAACCUUCCAGUGCUUGGAGGAUCUGGUCAACCAUUACUCUGACAUUGCAGAUGGCUUGUGCUGUGUUCUUACUGGGCCAUGCCUCCUCAACACGGAGCAAAACACAACCCCAGCAACACAGGCACCUCCAGUGAUGAGGAGGCGUAAUUUUGACUGGAGUGCCCUGAACAGCUCCGAGCUCAUAGUCCAGAGCAGCAGCCGUUGCUCCGGAAACAGAGACUCCAUGAUCAGCUAUGGGGUGCAGAACAGUGUUUCCUCCUACUUAUCUCUGGUAGGAGUGCAAGAAAAAAAGGAGAAGAGGAAAUACAGCUGGAAAAGGACGAGGAGAUCUGUCUGUGGGCCACCUCGUCACCAGCUGAGCACAAUAGCCAUGGAGGAGGACGUUUAUGAGGAGGUGCCAUAA